This is a messenger RNA of Photinus pyralis (common eastern firefly), 2075 nucleotides long. RefSeq names its product heparan-alpha-glucosaminide N-acetyltransferase-like. The transcript is spliced from 8 exons. Bases 199 to 1920 code for a protein of 573 amino acids. The record is from RefSeq and is a predicted model, not a curated record. NCBI's taxonomy places the organism in Eukaryota, Metazoa, Arthropoda, Insecta, Coleoptera, Lampyridae.
AUUCCCAUUUGACUGUGCCUGAUUCAUUCUGUUGAUAAAGUAGCUUGAUAGCUCAAAAACCAGUUAGCAUUCGGUAGUAAUUAUUUGCACAAUUACUCAUUGAUAAGUGUACGUAAUAAAUAACUAAUCGCAUCGAUUAUAUGGGCGAAAGAGUACGUGCUCGUCGAUGUUGCGUCACAACGCUAUAAAAGUAUUAAAAUGCUCUUCGAAAAGCCCCACAAGUGUAACUCGUCGACGGCGGACCUAAUUUUCGACGAAGCCUGCCUCGACAUCUCGAAUCAUCUCCAGGAAAGUAUUAGAAUUUCGGGCCAGUACAAUGAAUGCGACGGUUGCGAGUUCGAAACGCUGGCCGUCAUCGACGGCAAGACGAACACAUCGAUAUUGGUGAACACUCGUUAUAGUCUACACGUAAACUACACUUACAACAAUGUCACGUGCGAGCACGACAAGUUAUUCUACGAACAUUACCGAUAUGGGUGGAAUUUGACUGAAAACUGUUCACGUAUUGAAAUUAAGGAACAGGCCGAUAGCGCUUACUUACCGAUCCUUACCGCUUUCAUCGUACUGUUCGCUUUCGGCACAUUGUGGUACAUGGUAAAGUGCGUCUAUAAGUGCACGAAGAAUAACGACAUUUGGAACAAGUACAUCUUCCGUUAUGCCCGAACGGAAAACGAUCAGGGCAGUCCCCUGGACGGCUCAUCUUUGGUCAUCGAAAGGCCGCCAACCAUACGCAAACACCCGCAUCGCAUCAAAUCGCUCGACGUCUUUCGCGGCCUCUGCAUCUCGAUAAUGAUCUUCGUCAACUACGGCGGCGGACGGUACUGGUUCUUUCGGCACUCGGUGUGGAACGGACUGACGGUCGCCGACCUGGUCUUUCCAUGGUUCGUGUGGAUCAUGGGCCUGUCUCUGACGGUUUCGUUGGGUAACAGGUUGAGGAGGGCGGUGCCGCGUCGCCAGCUAUUUAUGAGCGUCGUUCAGCGAUCCCUUCUACUGAUCUUUAUUGGAAUUAUUUUGAACUCGAACGAUAUUCGCACUCAGACCCUCGCUUCGUUGCGGUUUCCGGGUGUGUUACAAAGGCUCGGUCUUACGUACCUUAUCGUUGGAGUUAUUGAGGUCGCUUUUGCUAAGAGAACGACUACAGUUAAUGAGUUUGGACGUCUGGCGUUCCUCGAGGACAUUCUCAUAGCAAUUCCGCAAUGGAUUGUCAUGCUGACCUUCAUUCUGAUACACACCCUCAUAACCUUCUUGGUGGAGGUGCCCGGUUGUGGACGGGGCUACAUGGGACCCGGCGGGCUUCACGAUCUCGGCCAUCACGUGAACUGCACGGGCGGGGCCGCCGGAUACAUCGACAGGCUGGUGUUCGGCGCGCACAUGUACAGCAGACCCACCUGUCGCGUUCUGUACGAGACGACUCUCAAUUACGAUCCGGAAGGUAUCCUCGGAACGCUAACUGCCUGCUUUUUAAUGUACUUGGGAGUACAGGCCGGUCACAUCUUGCUCACGUACAGUAAUGUUAACACACGCAUUAUUCGAUGGAACAUUUGGGGAUGCGUAAUGGGCUUAAUCGGGGGCGCUUUGUGCGGCUUCUCGAAGAACGGCGGUCUGAUUCCUAUAAACAAAAAUUUGUGGUCGUUGUCUUUCGUCUUGGUCGUCGGCGGUUUGGCAUUUCUGAUCCAGGCUUAUCUUUUCCUGCUGGUGGAUAUUAUGCGCAAGUGGGGCGGACGUCCCUUAUUCUAUCCCGGCAUGAAUUCGCUUAUCCUAUACAUCGGGCAUGUGCUUUUGAAAGGCACCUUCCCUUUCGCUUGGCUUCCCACGAGUCAAACGCACGGAGCCUAUCUCUAUAUGAAUUUGUGGAGUAUGGCGCUGUGGGUCGCCAUCUCCAUAUAUUUGUAUAAGCGUAACACUUUUUUCUCAAUCUAGUUUUGUAUAAGUGUAAUUGGACUGGUAGUUAAUUAUCUUAGUUAUUAACGUUGUAACAUGUGAUUUAUGAUAAUUUUAAGAAAAAGAUGGCGUAAUUAAUGAGUUUAAUUGUGUGUAUUGUAAUGCAUAUUUUUUGAAUAAAUAUUUCAGUUAGC